CUAAAAUUUAUAUUUAGAAGAAGAAGAGAAUGAGAGGAGAGAGAAGGCAAAUGUUUUUGCACGACUACCCUGAACUGUACUGUGCCACGGAGCGCGACGAUCUCAUCUUCCAGCAACGGUCGCAGAUUGUACACUGGAUUGUUGAGCAAUUGACAAAAAAAGAGUUCGAGCUGGAGACUAUGUCUCUUGGAGUUAGCCUUCUGGACCGUUUCCUAACAAAAGGGUUCUUCAAGAACAAAAGACACCUUCGAAUUUUCGGUAUAGUUUGUCUUUCAUUGGCCACCAGAAUUGAAGAAAAUCAGCCCUAUAACUGUGUCAGGCAAGAGAAUUUCUACAUUGGGAACAACAUGUACAGCAGAUGCAAAGUGGUGCAUGGCCAUGGAAUGGCUGGUGCAGGAGGCCCUUACCUUCCAAUGUUUCUUGCCCACCAUCCACAACUUCAUGUGGUUACUCCUUUCCCUUCUUCGCAUGCUUUGUACUUGAUGCAGGUAGUAAGAUUCGUAUAUUGUCUUGGACAUGAGCAGAGAGCCCAAUUAGUUUUCUUUCAUAUCACCUGUAGUUUAGGAUGUCUGAUAGAAUUUUGUCCUUUUCCCAUGCUGAGUAUUAGGUUCUACAUGAAAGCUAUUAAGAGGGCCAGAUACUUGGGAGUGCUGGCGCUGUCAGACCAUGAGCAACUUAUGCAUUGGCCCUCAACAGCUACGUUGUCAUUCUCGCUUCUCUAGAAAGCAAUGAAAUUGUAUCCUAUGGACGAGUUAUUGAGGUUUAAAUAUUUGCAAUACAACUGUGCCCGAUUAGCAAAAAAGAACGAUUUGGGCUGUUAA
This is a messenger RNA of Populus nigra (black poplar), 821 nucleotides long. Its product is annotated as cyclin-SDS-like. NCBI's taxonomy places the organism in Eukaryota, Viridiplantae, Streptophyta, Magnoliopsida, Malpighiales, Salicaceae. Gene Ontology annotation, biological process: regulation of cyclin-dependent protein serine/threonine kinase activity; mitotic cell cycle phase transition. The coding region runs from base 30 to 722 and encodes 230 amino acids. The record is from RefSeq and is a predicted model, not a curated record. Gene Ontology annotation, cellular component: cyclin-dependent protein kinase holoenzyme complex; nucleus; cytoplasm. The transcript is spliced from 3 exons. Gene Ontology annotation, molecular function: cyclin-dependent protein serine/threonine kinase regulator activity.